GUCCAGAACGAUUACUCACCAGCUGGGAAUCGAGCUGGUCCAUCCGUGCGACGAACAGCCCAUCUGGUCGAUGGCCUCCCUGAAGGACUUUUUGCUUUUGGUCGAUGUCUUCAGAAGAGGCGAUGUCCUACUAGGAGGUCGGCCGAAACAUGGCCCGGUCCUGGAGCCGUGGCUGCCUUCAUAGUCUGGAUUGCGGCUCGUACUUCAGCAGGUAAAAUCCUCGGUGGUAUUUGCCCUGGAAAUAACAUGGUUUGA
Messenger RNA from Strongylus vulgaris, 255 nucleotides. NCBI's taxonomy places the organism in Eukaryota, Metazoa, Nematoda, Chromadorea, Rhabditida, Strongylidae. The record is from the annotation of a GenBank genome assembly.